This is a messenger RNA of Alosa alosa (allis shad), 1879 nucleotides long. Its product is annotated as GTPase IMAP family member 8-like. The transcript is spliced from 5 exons. The coding region runs from base 130 to 1599 and encodes 489 amino acids. Gene Ontology annotation, molecular function: GTP binding. NCBI's taxonomy places the organism in Eukaryota, Metazoa, Chordata, Actinopteri, Clupeiformes, Clupeidae. The record is from RefSeq and is a predicted model, not a curated record.
ACAUGGUGGCAACGCCAUGUCCCAAAACAUGCAUGAUCAAGGUAUGCAUGUCAAGGUAUGUAUGCCACUUGUGGGGACUUGAAUAGGAAGUGAGUUUUCCUCAUUGCGGUCAAAGGAAGCGGUCCUGCAAUGACCGACACUGCAAAUCAUGCAACUCAUGCAGGGCGCAGUAGUGUCCUGUCAGAGGUCAGGAUCGUCCUCCUGGGCAGCCGAUACUCUGGCAAGAGCUCUACAGGAAACACCAUCUUGGGCCGCGAGGCGUUCAGAGACACAACCGAGGAGUGCGUGAGCCAGGAGGGCGUCGUCUUCGGCCGGAAGGUCACCGUGGUGGAGGUCCCUGCCUGGAGGGGGCGCUAUUUUGCCCUGGAGUCCCUGGAGACCACUCGGAGGCGUCUGGAGGCCAACCUGUCCCUGUGCCUGCCCGGGCCCCAUGCACUGCUUAUGGUCAUCCCGCUCGAGACUAUCCGGGGCAAAGAGUGGCUGGUCGAGGAGCUUCUAGAGUACCCCAUCGAGAGCAUCUGGGGCCACACCAUCGUGCUCAUCACGGGGGGAGACGCAUUGGAAGACACCAAUAUCGAGACCCUUAUCGACAAGGAGGUCCGGGAGAUCAUCAGACGGUGUGGGAACAGGUACCAUGUGAUGGACAACAAGAGCUGGGGCCGCGGCCACCAGGUGGAGGAUCUGCUGGAGAAGAUAGAGGAGAUGGUUGCUGCUCAGGACGGGAGGUGCUUUGAGGUGAGCGAGGAGAUCUCACGAGACUUGGAAAGGAGGAGUAGAGAGGUGGGGGAGAGAGCGAGGAGACGGCUGCAAAGAGCAGGAAAAAGGAGGAAAACACUCCAAGGGCUUCUCGCAGGAGUAGCCCAGAGACCAUCCGACUUAAAUCUCUUCCUCCUGGCGGGCAAAUAUGCGGGAAAGAGUUCAGCUGCUAACACCCUCCUGGGCCGUGAGGAGUUCGGCCAGGAGACAUGUGCGUGCCAGCGGGCAUGCGUGACAGUCGCCGGCCGUCGCCUCACCGUCAUCGACACAGUGGGUUGGGACUGGCGCUCCCUGGAGGACACGUCAGAGUCCGUGCGGCAGGAGCUACUCCGCAGUCUGAGCCUUCGCGGCCCGGGCCCAGUGGCCUUCCUCCUCGUCUUCCCCAGCCCCUUGGGCAUGACGGAGAACGACAGACAGGCCCUGGUGCAGAACCUGGAGCUUCUGGGUAAGGAGCCGUGGCAGAGAGCGCUGGUGCUGUUUGUGAUGGGAGAGGGCUACGAAUUCAACGAGGUCAGCGUGGAGGAACACACAGAGAGCUGGAGGGCGCUGCGCUGGGUAGUGGACAUGUGUGGGAACAGGUACCAUGUGCUGGACGUGGAUCAGCCUGUGGGGCAGGACCAGGCUCAGGUGGUGGAGCUGCUGGAGAAGGUGGAGGAGAUGGUGGUGGGCUGGGACCGUGAGCUGCUGCUGGAGGCGUUGGAGCGGAGUGAGGAGAGCAAUGCGCAGCUCAGGGCGCUGUGCGCCUCGCAGCAGAGAGCCCUCCUGCAGAUGGAGGAGAUGAUCGAGGGCCACGCGCAGGAGAUGGAGCUGCUCAGCCAGGACAGUGAGGAGGCCGUUAACUAGAGGGGACUCGACUGGCAAGCACUGGCAAAGGGCUGAGAGUUACUGUGAUGAAUAGCGUGGGGUUAAAAGGGAAAAGGGUCACCAUUUUCCCAAGUCAGUUAUGAGCAUUGUGUAUCUGUGCAGUUUUAAGUGACUGUAUGUAUCUUGUAAGAAACCGACAUAUUAAUAUGCUUCCUAGGUAACGUUUCGGUUAGUCUUGGUGGAAAGGAUGAAAAGCCUUUUCCAACCUUUUUUCCAAAAGCAAAUGUUACCAUUAAACAAAAGCCCCCUUUUCUCAGUG